AAUCGUAUUGAAGUAUCCCUUACACAACCAGACAAUGUUAUGUUACAAGAUGAUAAAUCAGCCAUUGUAUCAUCAUCUCAAUUUGACACAAUGAAUCAAUUAAAACAUAAUAUUAUAAAUCAAAGUAUUAUAACUGCUCGGGAAAUGGCAGAGAAUUCUGCUCAAAUUAUUCUGAAUGAAAUGCAAAAAUUAUUAUCCUUCAAACAUGAUGAUCAACACUCACAUGAAAUACACAUCACUGUGGUUAAUGCUAUUGAAGAUCGUCGAUUUCAUAUGAUGCAACGUGGCAAUGACAUGAUAAAAGAAAAGUUAGCAACAUAUUUAAGGCAAAAUUAA
Messenger RNA from Adineta steineri, 336 nucleotides. The record is from the annotation of a GenBank genome assembly. NCBI's taxonomy places the organism in Eukaryota, Metazoa, Rotifera, Eurotatoria, Adinetida, Adinetidae.